This is a messenger RNA of Gongylonema pulchrum, 396 nucleotides long. Lineage: Eukaryota; Metazoa; Nematoda; Chromadorea; Rhabditida; Gongylonematidae. The record is from the annotation of a GenBank genome assembly.
AUGGGCUACAUGAGGGAAUGUGGUCUGGAAAGGGUGAUGCGCGACUUGAGGAUCUUUCGCAUAUUUGAAGGCGCAAAUGAUGUCUUACGACUAUUCAUUGCGUUGACCGGGAUGCAGUAUCUUGGCAAGCAUAUGGAGUACAAUAUGAAAAAACUUCGUGCUGGAAAUAUUGGCGUGCUUUUUGAAUCCAUUUUUCCAAGGAAUAAAUUUGACUUCAAUGUUCAUCCCAGCCUAGCCGAUGCUGCCAAAAGGCAAUGGGAAUUGGUACGACUAGCCGACGCAGCCAUUGAUAUAUACAGCACGGCGGCGGUUCUGUCACGAUGUAGUCGUGCUGCAGCUCUGCAACAGUCUGCUUUCGACUGUGAACGAAAAUUGGCUGAAUUGUAUACCAAACAG